This is a messenger RNA of Drosophila eugracilis, 1160 nucleotides long. RefSeq names its product extensin. NCBI's taxonomy places the organism in Eukaryota, Metazoa, Arthropoda, Insecta, Diptera, Drosophilidae. The transcript has 2 exons. Bases 99 to 752 code for a protein of 217 amino acids. The record is from RefSeq and is a predicted model, not a curated record.
GCGCUUUUAGUUCGUUUUAAAAUUCCAAAGUGAUCGGUUCGGGAUUCGAGUAUUCCCAGUUUUAAAAAAUAUAAAUCCAAAUAGGAUCCCUCGCAAAUAUGUCACUCAAAUACGUUUUUAUUGCAUCCGCGGUGCUGAUUGCUUUCUGUGGAGCUGAUGUGUCGGAAAUAAAGGCUAACAAAGUGGACCUGCCAUUCAAUGACUUAUUGCCACCUCUGCUAGAUGAAUCGAGCACCACCACCACCACUACGACCACAACUGUGAGGACAACCACAACGUUGGCCACAAAACCCACCAAGAAGUCGUAUUACCAGAAGCCAGCUCAACUGGCCAAGGAGGAUAAAUCGAAGUCCAGUGUGAGCAAACAGGAUGUGCCGCAACUCCCUCUGGAUCUUCUGCCACCCUUCGAGGACGAGGCCAAGCCAGCGGAGGAGAAGCCACAGCAAGUGGUGAAGACUACGCCGAAACCCGUGGUUAAGGUUACUCAGCCAGCUGUGCUAAAGUACACUACGACGACUGCACCCAAGAUCACUCAUCCUGCUACUCCCCGUCCCCAGUACUCGAUUCAACCAGCUCCAGCUUCUCGUCCCCAGUACUCUGCCCAUCCUCCUCCUCAAGUGGUGCAAAACAACCCUUCUUAUGGAAGUGGGUUCCAGUCUAGGUUCUCUAACUACUUCCUUACUAGUACCGUUCGACCAAGACGCGGUCCUUUGCCCACGAUCACUCCCUUCCCGCGAUUCGUCAGGCUGUAGGAAUUCGAUUCCAAUUCCAUUUAAUUAGAUUAGAUAAGCAAGCAUUCAAAGGCCAAGUCAAGACAUAAAAUAAAUAAGAUACGAAAAACACUGAGAUAAUGAGUGGAAACUAUGCGGUAUUAUUUAAAAGCGACUGUUCAAGCAUGAAGCUCACAACAAAAUAUUCAAAGAUUUCAAACGUUGAUGGAUCUUAAAUAACUUAUGAAUGCAUAGAAGUGACCAUUUCGGAUCACAGAGGCAUAGCCAUCUGCUGGCGUUUCGCCCAGUCAGGUUAUCUGUUUUAAAUUAACACUUUUCUGAAGGUAUUAAAGUGGGCGAAGCUAAGAAGAUUACAAAAAACGAUAAUUAUUAAUAAGCAAAUUCUUGAAUUUUUCUUAAUAAUCAAAAAAUGCACUUUUGAAGGCUGAA